AAUUCCUUGCCCCUUGUUGCUACUGUUUUCCUACUUACUUCUACUUAAAUGGAUAAAGAGAACGUAAAUUCUAAAGCAACAGAUUUGGACGACUCAAUUUUAGUGAAUGGAGCCUGUUCCCAAGUUGGAUACUAUACAAUGCCUGGACACAACCUAAGUGGAAUAUUCUGUUAGACUCAUAGUUGAUAGGAUUUUAUUUUUAGCUCAGAAUUCCGGAAACUAUAUGAGUACUCUCCUAUAUUGGUAGUAUGAAUAAAAAUUGGCUCAAUUUUCCCGGAAUGCACUUGACAAAAAGUAUACGGAGGCUUAAACAUAAAGUGUGUACCCUCUGAUGUAGCAAUUCCAUAUCCUAAGAAAUAAGCGGGUACAAAUAUGAACACUCAUUGUAGCCUUAUUUACAAUUGCAAAAAAUAGGAAAUAUCCUGUAUGUCUAACAUUGGGAACUGACUAAAUAAAUGGCAUCUCCGAUCAAUAGACCAUUAUACAUCCAUUUAAGAAACAUGUUGGAAGAACAUCUAAUAGCAUGAGAAAUCUUACUCUUUAAGUUAGUAAAAGGAUAAUAAAGCAUGUUUUGGGAUAAAAGCUAUGCACAUAGGCAUUUCAAAAGGAUUACAUGGAGGUGACCUUUCUGAGUCAUUGGCUGUGUGGGUUGGGGUCACCUGAGCCAGGGGUUUUGUGCUGAGAUGCUUCAAAGCCUUGUUAAAAAUGUUUGGAUCCCUGUGAAGGCCUACUAUACCCAAGUUUACCAGGAGAUUUGUGUAGGAGCGGGGUUAAUGGGCUUCACCGUUUAUAAAAUCAGGACUGCUGAUAAAAGAAGGAAAGCUUUGAAAGCUUUGAGUCCUGCACCUGCUCAUGGUCAUCAUUAAUCAGCUUAAUUGGAACAUCAGUAUCAGCAAGCUCUGUUAGAUGGGAACGUGGAGCAUCGCUGUACCUUGUAGACGUGUUGUUUCCUUUGUGGCAUGAAUAAAUGUAACUCUGAGGUACACCAAAAAAAAGGGAUCACAUGGAAAUAGACUAAAAUGUUCCCAUCAUUUAUGGUUGCUAUAAAUAUAUUUAGAAUAUUUAUGGUCGCUUCUUAUUUUCUGCUCUUUGGGAUUUUCCAAAUUUUCUACAGUGAAUGUGUGUCACUUUUGUAAUCAGAAAAUAAUAAUAAAUAAUAAUAAUGAUAUUUUAAAAUAAAAAGCUUUUUAAUCGACAUACUGUCUUGAAGUCUCUGUAAGUUUAUUGAGAUAAUGAGAAACAGAGGAGAACAA
Molecule: messenger RNA, 1253 nt
Organism: Zalophus californianus (California sea lion)
Lineage: Eukaryota; Metazoa; Chordata; Mammalia; Carnivora; Otariidae
Product: ATP synthase subunit ATP5MPL, mitochondrial-like
Exons: 1
Coding region: 684-866 (60 amino acids)
Cellular component (GO): mitochondrion
Source: RefSeq, a predicted model, not a curated record